This is a messenger RNA of Manis javanica (Malayan pangolin), 4314 nucleotides long. RefSeq names its product interleukin 7 (gene IL7). The record is from RefSeq and is a predicted model, not a curated record. Gene Ontology annotation, biological process: immune response. Gene Ontology annotation, molecular function: growth factor activity; interleukin-7 receptor binding. Lineage: Eukaryota; Metazoa; Chordata; Mammalia; Pholidota; Manidae. Gene Ontology annotation, cellular component: extracellular region.
UCUUUCGCCUCGAGUUGCUCGGAUUCAGCAGGCCAGCUUGUUCCUUCCUUGGCGGUGCGUUAUAAAUUCGCGCCCUCCUCUGGUCCUGGUCCAGGUGCACAGGAAGUGCUAGGGGAGGACGCAGGUGCCCAGGAGAGGGGGGGCGGUGAAGGCGCCCGGUGAUGAACCCGAAGAUUGAACCUGCAGACCAGGCACAAAGCAGAAACUGAAAGUACACUGCCGGCUGAUCCUACGGAAGUUAUGGGAAAGGCAAAGCGCAGAGCCGGGCGGUGGUGUGUGCCGCCCCCGUUGGGAUGGAUGAAGCAGCAGGCGCGGUGUGGGUAAGAGGAACCAGCGGCAGAGAGGGCCCUACACGGCACCGGCUCGCGGCGGCUCGGCGGCAGACCAGGGCCCUGGCGGUGACCAUGGGCGGUGAGAGCUUGCUCCUGAGGCCGCUGCGGUCAUCAUGACCACGCCCGCCUCCCGCAGACCAUGUUCCAUGUUUCUUCUAGGUAUGUCUUUGGAAUUCCUCCCCUGAUCCUUGUUUUGUUGCCAGUAGCCUCAUUUGAUUGUGAUAUUAAAGGUAAAGACGGCAGAGAAUAUCGGAAUGUUCUAAAGAUCAGCAUUGAGGACUUGGACAGCAUGAUAAAAACUCAUAGCAAUUGCCUGAAUAACGAAUCUAGCUUUUUUAAAAGACAUGCAUGUGAUGAUAAUAAGGAAGCUACAUUUUUAUAUCAUGCUGCUCGCAAGUUGAAGCAAUUUAAAAUGAAUGCCAGUGAGGAUUUCGAUAUCCACUUAUCACGAGUUUCACAGGGCACAUUAAAACUGUUGAACUGCUCUAACAAGGAAGGAAGAAAACCACCUUCUCUGGGUGAAGUCCAACCCAGUAAGAAAUUAGAAGGGAAUAAAUCUUCAAAGGAACAGAAAAGACAGAAUUACAUGUGUUUCCUAAAGAUACUACUACAAAAGAUAAAAUCUUGUUGGAAUAAAAUUUUGAGGGACGCUAAAGAACAUUAAAAAAUAUGGAGUGGCAAUAUAAAAACAUGAGAACUUUAGUUGUAUCCUCCAAGAAUCUAUGUACUCAUGAACUUUUUGGAGUAGAAUGUCUCCUAGAAGUUACUGAAUGCAUCCUGGUAAAAAAAGAUCAUAGCAAUUGAGAAAUCCAUAUGUAGUACUAGAAGAUGAAUGUAAAUAAUGGAAACUGAAUACUGUAAUCAACAGACUCUUUCAUAUGUAUGCAGACAUGUAUCAAUCGGUGUUAAUUCUGUGAUUUUUGUAAGACAAUCUACACCGGGUAUUAGUUGCAAUAAUAUGUUUAAAUCUGUUUAAAAAUUUCAGAAGAAGACAUAUAAAAUCUGUGAAGUAUAUAAAGGUUACAAGGAUUAAAAAUUAACAUUGCUUUUCUACAACAUAAUUUUAUGGCCCACUAUGCAUCAGCAUAUGGCAAUGAAAGUGGAAAUUGUCAUCUUCAGUGCUGGAAAUGUUUCAAAGUUAACAGUGAGAUAUGGAUAUUGCCCAUGAGAACAAGAGUCAUACGCCUUAAAGCAGCAGCAGCAUGAAGGAGUCUAAGAUAUCAAGUGGUAUAAUGAAACAUGAAUGUAUAACACAGUGCCUUCAAUAAAUGGUAGAGCGAAUGUUUUUAAAUGAAAAUAAAAAAUAAUUUCACGAAAUAGAAAGUUAUUUACCUGUUCUGAGGAUGCUAAGCCAUAGUACUGAGUUACUUUUGUCAUUUAUGUGUCUAAAUGUGUCUAAAAUGUGUCUAAAUGAGUUUGCAAUUUGGGAAGUAUAUUUUUAAAAGAAUAAUAUAUGUUGGUCUUUUAAUUAAUGGAAUAUGUAUAUUUAAUUUUGACACCAUAUCUGUAUAUAAAAAUAUUUUCAUACAGUACUAUAAAAAAUUAACUUACUUUGGAUAACAUUUCUCCUUUGAUAAUAAGUGAUCUAUGUAUUAGUGUUGUUAGAUUCAUUUAAUGAAUCCAAAAGGAUUUUUAAGGCAAGAUUUUUAAUACUGUACCACUAUCUGGUUCCCCAGUUUUAUUGAAUAUAUGACAUUCAAUGCCUUAUUACUGGUAAUGUUACAGAACCAGGAACCCAAAAUUGUAUAGACAGGAACAUUACUUUCUAUGUUAAUUAGUUUUUAGAAGAAACUUCUAUGUAUUAGAACCAGUUUAGAAAGAUCUGCCAACAGUCUUCACUAACUUACAAAGGGAAAUGAAAACACUAUUCCAUGCAGGCCAGAGUAAUAAAAUAGCCACCAAUUUGCUGUUUGCUAAACUUGCAUCCUUCAUGCUCUUUCAUAGCUUCAUCAACACCUGGUUAAGGUGCUGACUGGUUUUAUUUGAUCUACAGAUGAUGCUCAGGUGCCAUCUUCAAUGUGUGGUGGUAACACCUUCUUCUCAGUUCAUGUCUGUCUGUCUGCCUUUUCUCUCCGAAACCCAUAUCUAGUUUCAUCCUCACUGGUGUCAAUAGCUGUAUAGAAAUGUACAGACAGUUCUAUAAAUUCACUGACUGCUACCAUGUGGAAGACAGACAUGAUGUGUUUGCCAAUUUCCACCUUUGAGGCUUAUCACAAAUUUUCUUAUGUCUGAAGUAAUCUGAUUAAAAAUGGGAGCAUUUUACUUACAAAUUCAAUGGGAGAGAAAAUCUUACAAAUUUUUCUGGAAAUGGGGUAAACACUAUCACAAAUAAAAGGAACUUGGUUUGCAGAGCAUCCAAUCAGGUAAAGUAAAGCAGCCUAGUAGAACCAGAAAGAUCAACCAGAAAAGUAAAAAAAUGACAGUUAUCUGCCCUGUCAUCUCAUUGCUUAGAAUUCCAAGCAAAAAGGACAUGGCUUUGUCUUUUUCUGUGAAAAAAUCUUAAACAUGUAGACCAAUACAUCAUUCUGCUUAAGGAAGAGGUGUUAUUUUAAUUCAGGGUAAAUUAGAUAUCAGGGUUGGAACUAAUGUCUUCACAGCCAAGUGGAUUUAAAGAAGAAGCUCCAACUUCUGAACACAUACCACUUAAUGUGUAAGAUGCAGCACAAAUGCAGGUAAUUAAUCCACUCAACAUAUAGUUAUUAAACAUAUGUUUCUAAUGUGGCAGUUCUAGCCUUAGAGGUACAACAAAGUCUUUGUUUCAUAGAGCAUACAUUCUAGAAGAGGAAAGAAUCAACAAGUAAAAUUAUUGCAGAAAAGUUCUAUGGAAAAGAAAAAAAACAGAUUGGUGAAGAGAGCUGGUAUUUUAGGUUUGAUAAUCAGGGAAGACAUCUUUGGAGAGAAGAGAUUUGAAAAUAUCUUAUUGGUCUCAAAUAAUUCAAUAUAUUAUACAUAACUGGCAACAUUUAUACAUUUAAUACAUUUCAUUGAAGGAUUCUAGUGAUUUUUCAAGAGCUCAAAACAAUACUUCAACUGUAGUACAUGACACUGUCAUAGAAAUUAAGUAUGAAAUGAUCAAAUGUUUGAUUUUGAAGAAGUGUAUUGCCCUUAAGCAGUGAUAUGCAAGCUUUACUAAUCUUUCUAUUUUGAAAUAAUUUCAAACGUGUAGUUGCAAAGAUAGUACAGAGUUUCCAUAUAUGUUCUACCAAGUUUCCUCUAAUACUAACAUCUUACAUACCCAUUGUACAUUUAUUCAAAAUAUGAGCAUUCUUUGUUGUGGGGCUGAGGAUGUUUAGCAGCCUCCCUGUUCUCUACACACUAGAUAUUAAUGGCACUCUCUCACAGGAAGUGACAAAAAAAAUGUCUCCAGGCAUGGCCAAAAUGUCCCAGCGAACAACCGAAACCAUUGUUUUAGAAGUUUUGUUUGUUUUACAGCAAUGUUCAUGACUCAAUUUGGGUUAUUUUUUACUAGAAGCCAUGUAUCAAAUUUCCUUCUUUUGCAUAUGGAUAUCCAACCAUUUCAGUGCCAUUUAUUGGAAAGACUACACUUGUCAACUGAAUUGCCUUUGUGCUUUUAUAAAAUUCAGUUUUAGUCCACAUCAUCUCAUGGUAAAUCCCCUUUCUCAAUGUAAUUUAGAAGGAAUCUCUAUUCCUUACAUUUGAAGGCACUAUUCAGAUUGUUUUACAUUGGCGAAUAAAGAAGUAAGAAUGAAAGGCAAAUUUAUGAGUAUUAGGUACUAAAUUAAGAAAGUAGAAUUAACCAUGAAACUUUGCCUCCCCAAGAAAGACAACAUAGUUGAGUCGAUAACAGAUAGUUGUUUAUUUCUAAUGAGUGGGAUAUUAUGGAACUGGAUGGGUUUUGUGAAAUGAGGAUACUGCUCCUUUUGGUAUGCUUGGGGGGAUUGAAAAGUUUGUUCCGAUUUACAUUGUAUACAAUCAAUUAUCAGUCUUGUAAUUAUAAAAAUGUAUACUUAUGAAAAUGUAA